Molecule: messenger RNA, 829 nt
Organism: Hevea brasiliensis (rubber tree)
Lineage: Eukaryota; Viridiplantae; Streptophyta; Magnoliopsida; Malpighiales; Euphorbiaceae
Product: transcription elongation factor SPT4 homolog 2
Exons: 5
Coding region: 269-619 (116 amino acids)
Biological process (GO): chromatin organization; positive regulation of DNA-templated transcription, elongation; mRNA processing
Cellular component (GO): DSIF complex; nucleus
Molecular function (GO): zinc ion binding; RNA polymerase II complex binding
Source: RefSeq, a predicted model, not a curated record
CUAUGGAUGCUUGAGAGUGGUGGCGUAACAAGGAGAAUGAGCAAUGAAAGUUUUCCCGAAUAAUAAAUUCGGGCCAAACAGUGCCUUUUAGACCCAAACGCAUGCAAGUGAAUUGGGUUCACAAGUCCAACCACUAGAAUCGUGGCCUGUCCUUAAUUCAGGCUGUAAGGCAAGGUUAAAGACGUGAAGGCCGAAACCCCAAUGCUUAUCUGCUCUACGUCUGGUGUGGUAGCAGUCAGAGAACGCAAUUAAACAGACGACUGGUAGGAUGGGAAGCGCACCGGCACAAAUUCCGACUAGUUUUGGCCAUGAACUGAGGGCGUGUCUUCGUUGCCGCCUCGUCAAAACCUACGAUCAGUUCAGAGAGUCCGGAUGCGAGAAUUGCCCCUUCUUUAAGAUGGAUGAAGAUCAUGAGCGUGUCGUAGAUUGCACCACUCCUAACUUCAAUGGGAUAAUUUCUGUCAUGGACCCAAGUAGAAGCUGGGCCGCUCGUUGGUUGAGAAUCGGACGAUUUGUCCCUGGUUGUUACACUCUUGCUGUCUCAGAGGCACUGCCAGAGGACUUACAGAAUUUAUGCGAAGAUGAACGAGUCCAAUACAUUCCACCAAAACGUGUAUAAGUGACCAGUUGGCAUAGUUUUGUCGAUCAUGUUAUAAGGUUGCAAGAUGUUCUCUUCGCUGGUUACUAAUAAAGCCUCUUCUUUUAAUAUUUGAUACUUGUAUGAAGGGACUAAACGUGUCUGAUACUAAUGUUGAAGCUUGAUUUGUGACUGGACAUUGACUUAUUAAGAACUCUUUAAAAAAAUGGAAAGCUGAAUCAGCCAUUUAUA